Molecule: messenger RNA, 1809 nt
Organism: Lodderomyces jiufengensis
Lineage: Eukaryota; Fungi; Ascomycota; Pichiomycetes; Serinales; Debaryomycetaceae
Exons: 1
Coding region: 1-1809 (602 amino acids)
Biological process (GO): vesicle-mediated transport; intracellular protein transport
Cellular component (GO): membrane coat
Molecular function (GO): clathrin binding
Source: RefSeq, a predicted model, not a curated record
AUGAGUGCUAAAUUAUUUACAAAAUCAAAGAGUAAUGAAUUACAAGUUGAAAUAGAACAAGCAUUUAAAAAAUCAAAACCAGUAGGUAGAAUAAAAAUUGUACUUAGGAAAUUAUUAGCAAAUAUUAUAUUGAAUAACAAUGAAAUGAUUAAUUUAAUGAAAGAUAUCAUACCAUUAAUGAAAAUAGAUGAUCUAGAAGUAAGAAAAUUGUGUUGCGAAUAUCUAGUCACAUAUGCAUUAAAUACAAGAGAUUCAAUGGAAGCAUUACCAUACCUAAGGCGAUUUAAAGAUGAAUCUUCACCAAUGUUAAGAGCAUUAGCAAUUAAAACAAUGACAUCAAUAAAUAUACCGGAUUUUGUAGAGUUAAGUUUAAGUUCAAUUCUGAGACUGUUACAAGAUAAAGAUCCAUAUGUACGAAGAACAGCUGCUUUUUCAGUUGCAAGAUUAUUUCAAUACACGGGAGAAAAAACUAAUUUAGUGGAAGAUUUAAAUUCAUUAUUAUAUGAUAAUGAUUCAAUGGUUGUUUCAGAAGCAUUAGCUGCAUUAAGUUAUAUAACAGAAAGAAGUAAAAAAUUAAAUUUAACAAUAGAUAAAAAUCAUUCAAUAAAAUUAAUAUCAUUAUUGAAAAAUGCAAAUGAAUGGCAACAAGUAUAUAUUUUGAAUUCAUUAAUGUCAUAUGUCCCUCAAAGUGAAAAUGAAGCAUUAGAUUUAAUUGAGAAUGUAUUACCAUCAUUACAACAUGAAAAUUCAUCAGUUGUGCUAAACACUAUAAAAGUUAUAAUAUACUAUAGUAAUUAUGCAAAAAAUCCUGAACUUCAUUUACCAAUACUACCAAAAAGAAUAGGAUCUUCAUUAAAUUCAUUACUUACAAAACCUUCAGAAACUCAAUUUUUAGUAUUGAGAAAUGUAAUAUUAUUAUUAUUGGGUAAAAAAUUUGCACAAUUUGAUAUUGAAACUUUUUAUUGUCGAUUUGAUGAUCCAAUAUAUGUUAAAGAUACAAAGUUAGAAAUCAUUUAUUUAUUAGCAAAUGAAGAUAAUAUAGAAUCAGUGUUGGAUGAACUUGAAGAAUAUGCCACUGAAGUUGAUGUAUCAAUGGCUAGAAAAGCAAUAAGAGCAUUUGGUAAUUUAGCUGUAAAAUUAGAAAAUGCAGCUGAUAGAUGUGUUGAAGUAUUGUGUGAUUUAAUAUCUACCGGAGUUACAUAUAUUGUACAAGAAGCUGCUAUAGUUAUUAAAAAUGUAUUAAGAAGAUAUCCUGGAAAAUAUAGUCAUGCAAUUGAUGAGUUAACUAAUUAUUGUCAUUUAUUUGAUGAACCAGACGCUAAAGCAGCUAUGAUAUGGAUGAUUGGACAAUAUGGUACUAACCCCAAAACUUGCUUAAAACAAUUUACAUAUAAAGAAGAUCCAGUUGAAGUUCAAUUAGCUAUGUUAACAGCAACAGUUAAAUAUUAUUUGAAUUUUCCUUUAGAAGGUGAAGAAAUGUUAUUAGAUAUAUUGAAAUGGGCAACUGAAACCACUGGAAAUCCAGAUGUUAGAGAUCGUGGGUUUAUAUAUUGGAGAUUAUUAUCAUCAGAAUUUAGUAGUUCACAAGAUGAAUUUCAAAAAAAUACAAAAGAUAUUAUAUUCAAUAUUGAUCCAAGUAUUACUUCAGAAAAUGAUAAUGUUAACCCGAAAAUAUUAGAAGAAUUAGAAUUAAAUUUUGGAUCCUUAGCUUCAAUAUAUUUAAAACCUGUAUCUAGUGUAUUUAGAACUGCAAAACCAAAAGAAUUACCUUGGGGUCCAACAUUACAAAAAAACAGUUCACUUGGCUAA